AGGCGCAGCAUGUUGUAGAUAUGAAAGUAUGCAAGAAAUUCGACACGUGUCAGCUUUAGACGGAUCCACUGUAAAGGCUAUAUAUAUUCCUCCGAGCUCGAAAAUGUAUUCGCCCUCGUUUCUCCAAAUCUAUUUUCUCUCUCAUUCUAAGCCAGAGGCGGAAAAUAGAGAAUUGCGAGCGCAAUGCAAAGCAACAGAGAAGUGAGAGAGGAUUCCAGAGCUGCUGGUAGGCAGUUCGACAGUUCUGGUAGCUUUGGUUUCCCUGACAGCAUGUUCUCCAGCAUAUUCGGAGGGAAGGAUCCUUUUGAUGAUCCUUUCUUUUCCCGGUCCCAUGGGAGUUUGUUUGGAUCAGACAAUGUUAGCUCCGGUAAUCCUGGCAACGUGCAGCACACGAGCAGAUCAAAAGGACCAGUGAUAGAAGAGCUGGACAGUGAUGGUGAAGGUGCACCAGAAGAUGAGGAGAAUGAUGCUGGUAGUGCCUCUUGGACAAAUAAAAACCCACUUGUUGAGCAUCCUGAUGAUCAGGGCGAUGCUCAUGAAAAGAGUCCCAGAAAAACAGGGGAUGUGUCAUCCACUGCAAAUCAGAACAAAGUGGAAGCAAAGAAACCACUGUCUCACAGUGUGAGCUUCCAGAAGGUGACAUAUGGUGGGAUCAAUGGGUCGUAUUAUACAGCAACAACUUCUCGUAGGACAGGAGGCGAUGGAGUAACGUGGGAAGAGAGCAAGCAAGCUGAUCGAACAACAGGUCAAGCAGCACACAAGGUCUCCAGAGGAAUUCAUGAUAAGGGGCAUUCAGUCACGAGGAAGCUUGGUUCAGAUGGUAAGGUGGCUACGGUGCAGACUCUACAAAAUCUAAAUGAAGAUGAACUUGACGGCUUUGAACAAGCCUGGGGAGGCAUUGCAGACAGUCACCUCCAUAGUUGGAAUAAUACAUCUGAUUUUCCUAGAAUCUCAGUCGCUCUAAUUCUAUAUGAAGAUGGCUGAUAUCUAACAUGAUAUCACCGGAGAGGGUGCUCCGGGUCCUGUAUCUGAUCUUGCUCGUUGGCAUGCUCACACGUUCGAUGAUGUUCCGUGUCUGACAGGGAUCCAUAGCAAUAGGCUUGGGCCAUUGGCAUCUGGCGGAAGCUUCCCUGAUCUGUUCAGAGAGCUAUCGCAUGCGAACAGAAGCAGGAGUUUCAACCAGGACCAAUCCAGCAGAGGAAAACCCAAGAAAGUGGUUACAAUAAACAUUGAAUAAACAAAGCAUAAACCGUGUUAUAUAGCAGCAGUAGUAGUAUUAGUAUUUAAGUGAUUGGUCACGUUUUGUGCCCCUAUUAGUGUUUCCGUUGGUGAAAUGUUGUAGAUGUUAUGAAAUCUCUUGAACAUAUUUUCGGCCUUCUAUUUGAUAAUAAUUUCGUAUUA
This is a messenger RNA of Salvia miltiorrhiza (redroot sage), 1401 nucleotides long. RefSeq lists its product as uncharacterized. The record is from RefSeq and is a predicted model, not a curated record. NCBI's taxonomy places the organism in Eukaryota, Viridiplantae, Streptophyta, Magnoliopsida, Lamiales, Lamiaceae. The transcript is spliced from 7 exons. Bases 184 to 984 code for a protein of 266 amino acids.